CGUUAAGGUCAGCAGCUCGGGAGGCCGCUCCGGCGGCGAGGAGCUGCCGCCUCCCGCAGCCUCGGCGCGCCUCGGGCUCCUCCUUCCGCCCAAGCGUGGCCCAGUGAGCACUGCUCCGGCCGCAGGUAGCGGAGGCGCGGAAGGCGGCGCGCGGGACCCAGCGGAGCGCCCGGGGAGGGGCCGACGGACACGCGGACAGACGGCUCCCCCAACCCCGCCCUGGACAGUAGCGACUGUCCGCGCCGGCCAUGUGGGGACCCGGAGUCACAGCGGAGGGCCUGUCGGUGGCGCCGGCCCCGCCGCCGCUGCUGCCGCUGCUGCUACUGCUGGCGCUGGCGCUGGUGGCGCCCUCGCGGGGCGGCGGGGGCUGCGCGGAGCUGGCGUGUGGCGAGCGGGAGCGCUGCUGCGACGCGGCCAACGCCACAGCGGUGCGCUGCUGCAAGCUGCCGCUGCACGCCUUCCUCGACAACGUGGGCUGGUUCGUCCGCAAGCUCUCCGGGCUGCUUAUCCUGCUCGUGCUCUUCGCCAUCGGCUACUUCCUGCAGCGCAUCAUCUGCCCCAGCCCACGCAGGUACCCGCACGGUCCGGCGCGGCCCGGGCCGCCGGGGGCCGCGGGGCCGCCCGACGACGACGACGACGACGACUCGCCCGCGCUAAUGCGCGACGAGGCGGCCGCCGGCUCUCAGGACUCGCUGCUGGACAGUGGCGGCGGGGGCCGAGGCCGGGGAGGCGGCGGGCGCUCGGCCCCCGACUGCGCCUCGGAGCACGAGCUUCGCGUGGUCUCGCCGGUCUUCCUGCAGCUGCCCAGCUACGAGGAGGUCAAGUACCUGCCCACUUACGAGGAGUCCAUGCGGCUGCAGCAGCCCAGCCCCGGGGAAGUCGUGCUGCCCGUGUCGGUGCUCGGCCGCCCGCGAGGCGGCUGCGCCGGGGAGCGCGACGGCGGCGAGGGCCGCUUCCCGCUCAUCUGAGCGUCUGCGGCCGCUCGAGGGCCGCGCGGGCCGAACGCGCCUAGGGGGGCUGCGGGUGGGACGCAACGACAGAGGUGGCCGCUGCCACCGCCGCCUGCCUCAGACCCGCGCUGGCACCCGGGCCGAAUCGCCGGUCGCCCGGCGCCGGGGUUGGAGUCACCCACGCUCCAGCUUUGCCCCGGGAUCUUAAGUUUCCCUACGUUUCAUUCGGUUCAAGGAAACGUCGGGCGCGCGCGGCGGGGGCGACGGCAGCGGACGAGGCUGCGGUGCAACUUCGAAGGACGUCCCCGCCCUCAGCCUCUCCUCCGCCCUGUGUUCACUCGUAAGUGCCUGCCUGCUUUCCGAAUCAAAGAGAACACGUGAGCCCUUGAGUGCGUCGAGCGAAAGGCAGUAACCUUUAGGGAUGAGGGGAAGGACGCAGGUCCAUCCCUCUGCCUCUCGCCUCGACAGGGCACGGUCUCCCAGGAUGGGCGGAGGGCGCGGAGCCGUAGGGCCGAGCGCCGACUGGAGACUGCUGCGCGCGGUCGGGGAGAGCAGCACCUAGGCCUUAAUGGCCCGGGAAGUGUCUGUCAUUAUUGUUUAAGAAAAUAUUGGACAUGAUUUCAUUUACAAUGGGGAAGAAAAAAGAGGCAUGGGCAAAGGAGAAAACGUACGUGACAUAAAACACGUGAAGGAUAUCUUAUUUUCGCUAUUUGAGAAGAAUAUAUUUUAUUUUUAGUACUGUGGCAUAAUAUAUAACUUUUGUAAUAACUGUAGAUUGUGUAGUCUGGGUCUUAAUUGCAUCAUUCACCACGUAGUUAUAUGUAGAUAUGAUUGAUACAUAUAUGCCAUACCAUGAAGCAUGAUGUCAUGUGCUUUUCCCUUUGUUUUGAAGUACAUUCCACAACAUGAUGCAAAACAUAAGAACUUGUGACUUCUCUUCAAAGCCAUAAUUGUGCAAGGAAUGUACUGCAGAAGGAUUUAGUCAGCAUAUCCUAAGAAAAACAUAAAUGUCAUUGUAUCAGUUCUACCAUUCUAUGAAAUGUUCUUUAAGCAAAUGGUAAUAUAAAAUAAUAUAUUAAAAUGCAUUGUGUAUAAUGUACAUAUGCACAUAGUCUAUGUACAAUAUACAUAUUGUAUACCAUAUAAUUACCACAGUUUAUGACUGCCAUGAAAGGAAAAGAAGGAAAACAAAGGUUUCUCUUCUUGGGGAAGGAUGAGUGUUACAUUAAGAAAGAUUUUACAUGUGAACUUCACAUAUGUAUCUAGAAACAUUGUUGUUAUGAUUUAAAAAGUUUGACAAUCCUGAGAUUGUAUUAGAAGAAACUGAUCUGAUUAAUUUGAGAAGUGAUUUAAUUGUGAAAUUAAUUUGAGAAAAUGAUUAAACUUUUAAAAGCUAAUAGAAAAAGUCUGACAGUUCUAAGGAAGUCUGAAUUGUAAUAGAAUGGUUUACUCUAAACUGCUAGAAGCUAAUGACCCUGUCAUUAAAAUCAUUUGAAGUGUUAUUAAAACACAGAAAAACUUUAAAAUCUUUCUCUGUGCAAAUUGUAUCAGAUGUGUGACUAUAUGGCAAUGCAUUAAAAUAUGAAAUGUG
Messenger RNA from Mirounga angustirostris (Northern elephant seal), 2541 nucleotides. RefSeq names its product chromosome unknown C3orf80 homolog (gene CUNH3orf80). NCBI's taxonomy places the organism in Eukaryota, Metazoa, Chordata, Mammalia, Carnivora, Phocidae. The record is from RefSeq and is a predicted model, not a curated record. The transcript has 2 exons. The coding region runs from base 249 to 968 and encodes 239 amino acids.